AUGUCGGAAAAGAGGCCUAAGGAGUCUAGCGAAGUAGAAAGACCCCUCACGGAAAGCGUUAGUAGAGUAAACUACUGUGAAAGUGAGUUAUACGCGGUGGACAAAAGAAAGCAGCAAGUACAACCAGACGUCCCCAAGAAAAGACCCAAACUACAACUCGAAGCAAAUUGGGAGAAUAGACUUCGGCCCCGGGCAGAAAACGAACCGAUUAUACUAGAAGAAGACAUUGCGGAAGUAUACAUUGCUGUAGAGGAAAAUGGGGAAAGCAGCUCAAAAAGAAAGGAAGAAGAAAAUCAAGUAGAUAAGAAACGAACCGAUUCACCUAAACCCAAGGAAGGACUGUUUGAACCAAGAACCCAAUCGACUCCUGUAAUAGCCUACGAAAAGUUGGGAACUGCGUAUCGCAGAAACUUGGAAUAUGUAGGCCCCAGUCAAUCCUACGGCAACACCUACCAAGUAUAUUAUCAUCCGACCAACUUCGAACAUCUUGCACUAGAAAUCUUUGAUCGACGCAAGGCCAUCUACCGAGUCAACUUUCAAGGGUUUAACCUAAUAGCACACGAGCCAAGACAAUUACUAACACUAAAAGAAUGGGUAAUUUCUGGUGCAAAACAAGAGUUAAUUAGAAGAGAAUACUUACGGGACACAGGAAUUGACCUAGGGUAUAUGGAACCACUGAAUGUCUCGGCCAUCGAAGUCGAAAGAGCUGCCAACAAAAGGG
This is a messenger RNA of Dentiscutata heterogama, 721 nucleotides long. NCBI's taxonomy places the organism in Eukaryota, Fungi, Glomeromycota, Glomeromycetes, Diversisporales, Gigasporaceae. The record is from the annotation of a GenBank genome assembly.